AUGGCGUUGCCACCGAAAUUCUCCGGGCAGUUGCUCGCAUCAACUUCGACCAAUGAAGCAAAACACACCAUCGAAUUGUAUCUAGAUUAUGUCUGUCCAUUCUCUGCGAAGUUGUUCAAGACCUUCUAUACGAAAGUGGUUCCGUUGAUCGAGAAGAAAUACACUUCUCCCGGUAUCCGGGUUAUAUUCCGCCAACAGAUCCAGCCAUGGCACCCGAGUUCGACGCUUGUCCACGAAACGGGCGCAGCCGUCCUGCAAACAGCCCCGAAAUCCUUCUGGGCUUUCUCCGAGAAGCUCUUCGAACAGCAAAAGGAUUUUUUCGAUGUUAAUGUCGUCAAUGAGACUCGAAACAACACCUACAAACGACUCGCCAAGCUGGCAGGUUCAGUGGAGGGCAUCGACGAGAAGAAGAUUUUGGACUUACUUCAGGUCCCAGAUCAGCCCGGAGAGGAUGGCAGUUUGAACAUUGGUAACAAAGUGACCAAUGAUAUUAAGUUUCAGGUCAAGGCGAACAGAGUGACAGGCGUCCAUGUCACCCCGACAGUCCUGUUUAAUGGAGUUGAGGAGCGCAGCAUCAGUUCUGGGUGGACAGUAGAACAAUGGGAAGAGUGGUUGCAGAAGAAUGCAACAUAG
Capronia epimyces CBS 606.96 is the source of this 633-nucleotide messenger RNA. RefSeq lists its product as uncharacterized. The transcript has a single exon. NCBI's taxonomy places the organism in Eukaryota, Fungi, Ascomycota, Eurotiomycetes, Chaetothyriales, Herpotrichiellaceae. The record is from RefSeq and is a predicted model, not a curated record. The coding region runs from base 1 to 633 and encodes 210 amino acids.